Vombatus ursinus (common wombat) is the source of this 3175-nucleotide messenger RNA. RefSeq names its product sushi domain containing 1 (gene SUSD1). The record is from RefSeq and is a predicted model, not a curated record. The transcript has 18 exons. Gene Ontology annotation, molecular function: calcium ion binding; protein binding. The coding region runs from base 88 to 2544 and encodes 818 amino acids. Lineage: Eukaryota; Metazoa; Chordata; Mammalia; Diprotodontia; Vombatidae.
GCUCAGUCCCCAGUCCGGGCGAGAUACAUAAGGCCCUGCUUUCACCUCAAAGAUACUCUGCUAACCUAGAACAAGGGGCCAGACGAUAUGGUCCGUGAGGGCAGGGACCCCUGGAGAGGCAUCUGCAGUAACGGCCCCUUCCCCUUACUGCGGGGUCAGCAGGGCCGGCUUUUCCUCCUCCUCCUCCAGCUGCUGCUGGUGAAGCUGUUGCGCCCAGCCAGCCGCGCCCUGGGCGCCCCGGUUUCAGCUGUCUGUGCCACUUGUCACGUACAUGCCACCUGUCAGCGGAUAGAUGGGAAGGAGAUCUGUAUCUGUAAUUAUGGAUUUGUGGGCAAUGGAAGAACCCAAUGUCAUGAUAAAGAUGAAUGUCAAUUUGGAGACACUGUAGUCUGUGGGAACAAAACAUCAUGCCAUAAUACGCUUGGAGGCUUUUAUUGCAUUUGUCUGGAAGGAUAUCGAGCAACAAAUAACAACAAGACAUUCAUUCCCAACGAUGGCACUUUUUGUACAGACCUGGAUGAAUGUGAAGUACCAGACACCUGUGGGCCUGGGGGACGGUGUGUGAAUACUCCUGGAAGCUAUGAAUGCUAUUGCAAAGAUGGAUACCUUGCCCUAAAUGGGACCCAACCUUUCCACCCUAUGAGGGAUGGUACAUCAUGCACAGAAAUAGACUGUGGGACACCUCCAGAGAUUCCAAAUGGCUACAUCAUCGGAAAAUACACCUCCAGGCUGGGUGGCCAAGUUCAUUAUGCUUGUAAAGAAGGAUUUUACAGUGACCAGGAAGAGAGUGUGAUAAGUUGUGUUGCUGGUGGUACGUGGGAGACCCCAAAGAUACAGUGUCAAGCUAUGGACUGUGGGAUUCUGCCUUCAUUCCCAAAUGCUUAUCCAGCUCUUCUGAAAAACACCACAUAUGGAAGUCGAGUUGAGUACAAAUGCUGGAAGGGGUAUGUGCUAGAGACCAGCAACCCUGCUGUUUUUUGCAACGCCCGAGGACAAUGGGAAGGUCCAUCUCUCAUGUGCAGAGAGAUAGAGUGUGGUAGCCCACCAGUGAUCCAGCAUGCCAUCCUUGUGGGGAACUACAGUUCUAAUUUGGGAAGUGUGGUCUACUAUACUUGUAUAGAUGGCUUUGAGAGCACUGGAGGGUACCUUACCUUACUUUGCACGGCAGAAGGUACCUGGAGGAAAAACACUGUACAUUGCACAGAAAAAAAGGCAUCGAUUACAAACGUAUCUGUGUUUAAUGAUACCUGUGUGAAGUGGAGAGUGAGUCCAGAAAGAGUGGUCUUGAAGAUGGUAUAUCUGAUACACAUUCAAGAACAGCAACGAGAUUGGACAGAGUUUGUCCAUGAGGACUUGUUUAACCUUACUACAAGCAGUCAGGAGCCUGAGGUCUGCCUACAUCUGCAGCAGGGUACCAACUAUACCGUGACCAUUAGGAUUACCUUUCCUAGGCUCUCUGUGCCUGUAACUGUCAGGAUCCAAACAGCUGAUGAUGAUGGAUCCUUUGAUGUUUCAGUAUUUAAUGAAACCUGUUUGAAAUGGAAGAGGAGUCCUAGAGAUGCUGCAAAAGAGCAAAUGUACCAGUUUCAAGUCCUGGGACAAAGAUGGUAUCAGCGUAAUUUUUAUCAUGAGGUAUCAUUUAACUUUACUACAAGAGAAAGAUUUCCAGAGGUUUGUUUAGAACUGUAUCCACGAACUUACUACGCAGUAAAUAUCACCACCAUGGCAUUUCCAAAACACUCGGCACACAUCAUCAUAGCAACAACAAGAUCAGUAAAUCAAAUCAUCAGUAACAUUUCAAUUUUUAAUGAAACCUGCUUGAGGUGGAAGAGAAAUGUGAAGAUGGCUGACUCAGAGGAGAUGUAUUUAUUCCACAUAUGGGGCCACCGAUGGUAUCAGAAGGAAUUUAACCAGGAAGUGUCAUUUGACAUAAUCACUGGCAGUCAGGCUCCUGAAGUUUGCCUGGAACUGCACCCAGGCACCAACUAUACUGUAAACAUCACGGCUGUUUCCUCUGGACUUCCUGUACUGGUCUCCCUUACAACUCAGAUAACCGAGCCUCCCAUUCCAGACAUUGAAUUUAUUGCAGUACAAGGAGCUCCUUUACCACCCCUGAGUCUGUGGAAAGCAGAGGACAGAAAUGGACCCAUCAGUUCAUAUCAAGUAUUGGUGCUACCCUUGGCUCUCCAAAGCAAUUUUCCUUGUGAUUCUAUACAAGAUACCACUUUCUUUAGCAAUGACUCAAGUACCAAGGGAUAUGUGGCUGCAGAAAUCCUUGCCAAAGACAUACCUGAUGCCCGAGAGAUCUCUCUUGGAGACAGACUGUACUAUGGGAAGUUUUACAAUGCACCCUUGAAACCAAGAAAUGAUUACUGUGUCAUAUUGCGAAUCACCAGUGAAUGGAAUCAGGUGAGAAGACAGUCCUGUGUAGUUUGGGCUGAAGUAAAAGAUUCAUCUCUCACUUUGCCACAGAUGAUGGGUGUCGGAUUGGGAUCUGUAGCUGCUGUGGUCAUCUUAGUGCUUCUCUCUUUCUUAGUGGUGUGAAAGUCAACCAGUUUUGGGGUUGGGAAUCUCUUCUGAAGAUCACACAGAACCUACCUCAAGUUCAUCCUGAAAGAAGCAGGCUGAAAAUGACAAGGAGGACCUAAUCAAAAUGAAUCUGUACCAUUCAACGGUGGUGAUCAAGGAAGGAAAUCCUUGGGCACAAAUCUAUGAAAGAGUAAUACUCUCUAGACAACUUUAGAUGGAGAUAGAUGGUCAUCAGCUUGUCCAGGGAGAGCAAUAGCAUGUAUCUGGGAAACAGAUGUUAAAAGACAAACUUGGUGUAGUUUACUGCGUAUGUAAUGCUGUUCUGGUUGCUAGCAAUUUGGGAGGGGAGGGACAACUCUACAGAAAGAGUUCAUCCUCUAUUCAGCUAUCAAAUCCAUCUUCCUAAAGGGAAGGUUUGAUCACAUCAGCACUUCUAUUCAAUAAACUUCCAGUGACUCCCUAUUACCUCCAGGAUUUAAAAAAAAAAUGCCACUUUUCCAGUUGUCUCACACCUUGCACCUCUCCAUGUUCUCUUCCAUCUCAGGACAUUGACCAGCUUGCUGUUCAUGCAAGACAUUCCACCUUCUGUAAGAAGCCUUUCUUGAUUCCCUUAAUGCUAGUGCCUUCUCUCUGAGCUGAUGUCCAA